Messenger RNA from Camelina sativa (false flax), 1604 nucleotides. Its product is annotated as BOI-related E3 ubiquitin-protein ligase 1-like. Lineage: Eukaryota; Viridiplantae; Streptophyta; Magnoliopsida; Brassicales; Brassicaceae. Gene Ontology annotation, molecular function: ubiquitin-protein transferase activity. The record is from RefSeq and is a predicted model, not a curated record.
UAAUUUCGAUAUUGCCACCCAACAGUUCUCCCACUCCUUCACCAAUCACCACUGUGUCCUGUCCUCUUCUCUCUCUCUCUCUCUCUGCUUUCUCACCUCUCCGACUCCAUCAUUCGUUUCAUUUCACUCUUUUUUUUUUUCUUUCUUUCUUUCUUUCUUUCUUUCUUUCUUUCUUGGGUCUUUUAUUCUUUCUUCUUCCCUUAAAUUAAAAUUAAAAUUCUUGGAUGUUUUUGUUUCUCUGCGUUUCACACACAAUUCAACGAACCCAUCUUCUUCUUCUUAAGAUUCUGAAUCUUUUAUAUUGAUUGAUUGGCUAGCUUCUCUUCGAUUUUACAGGAUCUGAAGGAAGCUAGGGCUUGAUUUAUUUAUUUUGACAAUUGUAAAUCGGAUUAAUUUUUUUGAUGGGCAAAUCUUUAAAGAAGAGGUUUCUUACUCAAAGUUGAAUACUUUACACUAUUUAUAUACACACACACACACUAAAGAAGAUGUUGGGAGGCAACAAUGAGAACACUGUGCCGCAGGUUCUAAUGAACGAUAGCCAGUUUCAGUACCAGACGAACACAUCGUUGAAUCAGCUUCACUUGCUCGGGACGAUGAGAGCUGGUUGUACUAUUGAUCCUGUAAACUAUUUUGCUAAUGAUAACCUUGCUCCGAUGAUUCGGCAUAUUAGCAAACGGGGAAGGGAAACCGAAAUCAACGAUAAUAAUAUCCAGAGACAGCAGAAGCUGCAGAUCUCUUUGAACCAUAACUACAACAACAAUAGUAUUAUUGUUCAAGAUGAAGUCCCAAAGCAGAACUUAGUGUCAACUGGUCUGAGACUAUCUUACGACGACGAUGAGCGCAACUCUUCUGUAACUUCGGCAAAUGGAAGCAUCACAAAUCCAGUCUUUCAGUCACUUGGUGACAAUAUCAGAGUGGACCUCGAUAGACAGAGAGAUGAGCUUGAUCAGUUUAUUAAAUUCCGGGCGGAUCAAAUGGUUAAAGGUGUGAGAGAUAUAAAACUGAGACAUGUAAAGACAUUUGUCACAGCCUUAGAAAAGGAUGUGAGCAAGAAGCUUCAAGAGAAAGACCAGGAGAUUGAAAGCAUGAACAAGAAGAAUCGGGAACUCGUGGAUAAGAUAAAACAAGUGGCAGUGGAAGCUCAGAACUGGCAUUACAAAGCAAAGUACAAUGAAUCUGUGGUUAAUGCCUUGAAGGUUAAUUUGCAACAAGUGAUGUCACAUGGAAACGACAACAAUGCAGUAAGAGUAGUAGCUGAUCAUCAUCAUAUGAAAGAAGGGUUUGGGGAUAGUGAGAUUGAUGACGAGGCACCCUCAUACAACUACUUGAACAUCCCGGGGAUGCCAAGUGCUGGGAUGAGAUGCAAGUCUUGUAACAUAAAAGAGGUUUCGGUCUUGCUCGUGCCGUGUAGACACUUGAGUUUGUGUAAAGACUGUGAUGUAUUUACUGGUGUUUGUCCUGUUUGCCAGUCUUUGAAAACAUCAAGCGUUCAGGUCUUCUUCUCCUGAGUUGUCCUAAUACCCUGGAAAGUUAAUGAUGGAGAAUGGAACAUAUUUUGUAUGUGAUGAUGAUGAGCUCAACAUGAAAAAUUUGCUUGAGUAUCU